AUGCUGGGUGUUCUGAAGCGCCGUUGGAAGCCCAAAAGGUCCAACGCCGGGACGAGAAUCCCCGCCGGCGACGCCGCCCCGCCGGACGGCUGCGACAAGGACAAACCCCAACUGCGCCAGCACCAGGUCCAUCCGGUGCUCGACGUCCGCCAAACGGUCACCUGCUACGACAAGCCGGCGGCGCCGCCCGCGCCGCCCACGCCGCCCCCGGCCGGCUCGUGCUACCCCCUGGCGCCGAACAUCUGCGUCGAGGCCGGGCGCAUCCAGUUCAUCCGGCAGGAGGCAGAGGGCGCGCCCGUCCCGCCGCCGCCGCCCGAUCCCGCCGCCAGGGUGACCGUCGCCAGGGGCGCCCAGACCGACUGGAUCGAAGGCGACGUCGACGGGUUGCAGGAUAUCCAGGCUUUCCUGGAAAAUCGAAUACGCGAGUUGGAGAGCGGGCUGGAAAUGGCGCAGCGCAACGAAUUGAGGGACAAGCAAACGAUCAACAAACUCACCAAGCAGCUGAACAGGAGGGAAUCAGCUCAGAGGGAUGCUGACCGCGAACGACGAUUGCGCUCCGACAGCGAAACCAGGGCGAAGCUGGCCCUCCAGGACGCCGCCCGCUGCAGGUCCAGGCUCAAGCUGCUCACGUCCGAAUUCCAAAGAAUGGAAGAAACUGUGCGUGCCAUGUUGGCGUAUAAAAGGCAAGCGGAGCAACUUCGACAAGAAAAGGCCGCUCUAACUUUGGCGUUCGAGAACCGUUGCCAACAGUAUCAAAGCACGAUAAGCCGUUUGAAUACGGAAAUAGCGACGCUUCGUCGACAAUUGGAACAAGCCGGAAAGGAUAACAAUCCGGAAGGGCUAUUGCAAGCGCACGCCGCCGCCCUUCAAAGGCAAGCGGAAGAAUCGAGGAAGCAGUACGAACGCUGUCUGGACGACGUCGCCAAUCAGAUAGUCAAAGCGCUGCUCACCCAAAAAGGCCUGAAAGAGGAGGUCGGCUGCCUGAACACCAAAAUCCACGAGUUGGAGAACCAGAACCAGGCGCUGGCCUCGAUGCUGGUGCACCAGCUGCGCAACGACGGCCCCGACUCGCCCGACGACGCCUUCCCCAAGCGCCAUCGCCGCGGCGUCGACGCCUGCUCGCCGGGCGCCUCGACGGCGCUGUCGGUGCCGCGCAUCAAGCACUGCAACUCCUUCAACUCCGAGGUGCUCGACGACGACGACGCCGACAAGCGGCUCGGCGCCGACACCGCCAUUCUAGACACUCGACUGUCGUUCGAAGACAAGAAACGCCACCAGAUCCUGACGAAGCUGUGGACGGAGCUGAAGGGCGCCGAGGUGACGCCGAAGCGGCUGAUCGAGGCGCUGACGGCGGUCGAUUCGGCGCUGUGGGUGCCGCCCAAGCGGCCGGUGUCGCUCAAUCUACACCUGCCGGCGUUGCAGUCGACCAAGUUGCGGCGCGCCCGGCCCGUUCUCGCCCAAUCGGCGUCGAAGAGCGAGGAGGAGACGACGGGCAACGAAUCGCCGGAGAGCGGCAACCGCGACGAGGGCUACUCGACGAUGUCGUCGGACGUGCAGGCCGACGUGACGCGCGGCUCCGGCGACGCGACGCUGCCGCGACGCGGCCUGGAGGACCUCAAGGAGGCCAGCGACGAGACGGACGUCUCCGACAAUCGGUUGCUCGUCGCCGACAACAAGGAUCCCGAUAUUUUGUACAUUCCUCUUAAUCUAAUUAAUCUCAACCAAAGAAAUAGUUUCCCUCCUAGUAAGGACAUCCUGCCGUUCCAGCACAUAAUGAGAAGCUUCUCGGAUUCGCACUUGUGCAUCAAAAUAACAACGGCUCCGUCGCCUUGUUACUCGUUUAGCUCGCCGAUUUCGAGCAGUCCGUCGAUCUUCCUGCUGGACAUCACCGAGAAAUCCAUAAAUCCGCUAAGGAGAACCAGAGGCACCAGCGCCCUAUGGGGCAACGCGAACUUGGAGAUCCGCGCCGACGACGCGGCGGGCUCGCCGUCGUCGUGGUCGAGCCGCGCCGACGACCGCUUGGAAUGCACCGCCUGGGACGCCGAAUACAUCCAGCACUGGCUGAAGCUGGACGAGACGCGGUCGACGUUGCAGCAACAGCAACGCGACAUGCUCGAAUUGGAGUACGACCGAGCCGACCUCGAGGACUGGAGCCUCAGCCUGUCCAACGACGACGCGCGCGACCAGUGGAAGAAGCACGACGCCUGCACGCCCGGCCAGAUUUCGGUGGCGACGUUGCCCAGCAUACAGGAGAACAACGCGCUGGAGCUCGAAGAGGACUCCAACGAGUGCUUGUGGAACAACUCCAGUUAUAUGAUGGACAAAGAGGGUAGGGAACUGGUGACGUUGUUAAUGGAUUGUCCUAACGGAGAGAAGCAUUGGCCUUACGUGGUGCAACAACAAACGUCGCCCGACAACAGCUGGUCGAGCGGAGGUUCGGAUUGUUGUAAUUCCCACGAACCCGAGACCUACUCCAAACGAUCAUCGGCCGCUUUGAGCGGCUCCAGCGACGACACCGGCGAAUUGCCCAUCAUCGGAACGGACUUCACCAGAGACUUCUAUCGGUUGGUGAAAUUCGAGAGCACCAAGAGCCUGGCGUCGACGUCGUCGCGCAGCCUGGGCGGCGCCGGGGCGGCGAGCGAUAACGGCGACCGCGACGCCGUCGCCUUCCAGAACGUGCUGACGUUCAUCGCCGAGCAGCAGAAGUACGCGAACGCGGAGCCGCGAAACGCCGGCGAACCGGCCAAGGAGGCGGAGGCGGCGCCGCCGCCGCCGCAGGGCGACGGCGAGCCGAGGUCGGGCGACAACGAGAACUACGUGACGUUGAAGCAACUGUGCGAGGAGUACUGCUUGAAGGAGAAGCAGGAGACGAGCAUCAGGGAGAGCAUCAAGCACGCCGAGGAGGUGUGCCUGGUGACGCCCAUCGAUUUGGAGAGCGAGAAUUGCUCGAACAUCACCGAGCGUCCCGUCGACAUUUGCAGCAGCGUCAACGUGGAAAUAUCGUCGACGGACUACCAGAUUUGCCUGUUGAAAGACGCCGACGACGCGAAGGAGGCGUCGCGCGGCGGCGGCGGCGGCGCCGGCGAAUCGAUGACGUCGAGCGUCGGUACGGCCGAGACCGUCGUUUCGAAAAUACCGAAGAGGAAGGCCUACCAAUCGCGCAUACCCGUCAGUCCGGCUCGCAUCAUUGCCAACAACAACAACAACAAUCAAACCAACAACAAUAACAACAAGGAGAACGUCAAGGAUACCAAAAUACCGAAGAGCAAGAUACCGCACAAGAACACCAAAUCGAAACAAAAGAAAAUCGUCCAGGCGCAACAGCAGGCCAACAACGCCCACCACGUCGUCACGUCGGAGAAGCUGCCGCAGAGCGCCGCCGGCGCGCUCAGCCACAUCAUCGAAGGCCCGCCCCAUCGGGCGGUCAGCUUCCACGAGCGCGCCACCUCCAAGGACGUCAUCGACGAGCUGAACCGCAUGAUCAAGAGCGGCGACGACGCCGCCAUCGGCGCCGCCGACGCCGCCGGCAAGCUCGACCAGGCGUGCCGUCCCACCGGCUGGGUGCACGUCGAAAAGGAGAUCGAUCUCACCGAUCCCAAGGCGAGGGCGAAUUUGUUGGACGUGAUGAUGGCGUCGGUGGGUUCGAGCGACUCGUCGCCGACGUCGUCGUGCGGCGGCAGCGUCGCCAGCGAUUCCACGGAGGACCCGCCGGAUUACGGGCACUUGCACAGGAUCCACAAGUACCAUCGGCAAAAGAAAGCCAAGGCGACGAGGCCGGAGCCGGCCGUCGUCAGGGCGAGCGCGCCGCCCAAUCGCCCUACCAUCAUCGGCCGCGCCGAUUUCUUCGUGCGCUACGGCUCCAAGGAGAUGGAGGCGGUGGCGUCGUUCGAUUUCCUCGAGGAGUUCGCCGCCGCCGCCGCCGCCGCUGCCGGCGGCUCGACGCCCGACGACGACCCCCAUCACGUGGAGGAGUAG
This is a messenger RNA of Phyllotreta striolata, 3975 nucleotides long. The record is from the annotation of a GenBank genome assembly. NCBI's taxonomy places the organism in Eukaryota, Metazoa, Arthropoda, Insecta, Coleoptera, Chrysomelidae.